AUGAAGCCCACUGGUUUUAUUGCCACUGAUACGGAGUGGCCACCUACGAUACUUAUCGACAUGAACGACUCUGCCAUCAUAAUCCAGCGGAAAGGAAGCUAUGGCCAUUCAAGGGAUCAGCCCGUGGAUAUCACACCCCACGUUUUCAGUUAUGGUCCGGCGAAGAAGAACUCGCUCGCAAUCACGGUAUUGAAUGCACCGGGGGCGAGAAAUGGUAUCCCCUAUUCAAUUGCAAUUGAAGUAGUGGAAGUCUUCCAACAUCAGCAAAUUGUGGACAUGUGCUUGAAAACGCAGAGGAUAACCGCUAAGGACGUGAUUGAAGAUAUCAGACUCAAAUUAUCUGAACGAAACGUUGACGAGGACGAUGACGUCGCAUUAGUCUCGGCAAAGCUGACAAUUGCCCUCAGAGACCCCUUAACAGCAAGCAUCUUCACCACCCUAGUCAGAGACGUCCAAUGUCGCCAUCGCGAAUGCUUCGAUCUCGAAACAUUCCUCAUGUCGCGGAGCAACAAGCAAGAAUUCACCUGCAUGCCUGACGCAUGGCCGCUAUGCAGUGGCGAUACGAGACCGCGCCUUCUGCGCGUCGACGAAUUUCUGGUGUCGGUUAGGGAGAAGCUGGAGGAGGAUGGGGACCUAGAAGUUAAGGCUAUCCUGGUCGCAGAGGAUGGGUCGUGGACGGCAAAACCAGAGGCGCUCCCUGCUGAGAGAAGUAAGUCGUGGGGGAGUUCUGGGAGUGUGAGUCGUAGGGGCUGUGAUUAUAGCUCGCCGGCGGUGUCGUCGAGGCAAGCCCCAGGCCUGCGGUCAAGUCCGACUUUAACGUCCGUGAUGGCAGUGUCGGCAGCAUGUGUUCUCAGAAUGGCUUUGAGAUGA
Molecule: messenger RNA, 870 nt
Organism: Pseudogymnoascus destructans
Lineage: Eukaryota; Fungi; Ascomycota; Leotiomycetes; Thelebolales; Thelebolaceae
Exons: 1
Coding region: 1-870 (289 amino acids)
Biological process (GO): protein sumoylation
Molecular function (GO): zinc ion binding; SUMO ligase activity
Source: RefSeq, a predicted model, not a curated record